Messenger RNA from Mucor mucedo, 3864 nucleotides. RefSeq names its product Fusaric acid resistance protein-like-domain-containing protein. The transcript is spliced from 6 exons. Bases 407 to 3811 code for a protein of 1134 amino acids. Lineage: Eukaryota; Fungi; Mucoromycota; Mucoromycetes; Mucorales; Mucoraceae. The record is from RefSeq and is a predicted model, not a curated record.
AAAAAAAACAAACCUAGAAUGGGGAUAUCAUACAAAGAUAGUUUGUAAUACAAGCAGAACCUUAAAUUUGAUAGGAACGAUUACACUUGAAGUAGCAUGAUAUUCUUCCUCAUCAAGAAAAAAAAAAAAACGUCAUAUACCUCAGAACCUCUUUCUAUUCUUGUUAUUCCAUCUCAUCGAUAAAAUCAAAAAAAGAUAAGACUCUCCCCCCCCCCACACAUACAAAAUGCACUUUUGGGAAGUGUGGCUGACAUUGAAUGAAACCUAACAACGCCCAAACACAAAAGUUUUCUUUCCUCCUCCCCUUUUUUAUGAAAUCAUAUAAAUAAGGGGGGGGGGGGAUGAGAAAGGUGACAUAUUUUCUUUUUCUUUCUCUUUAUCAUUUUUUUUUUCUGCUUUUCUCAUCAUGUCUGAGGCUUCAGACUCUAAAAGACCGCGUAAUGCCGCACCUAUCCCUUUUGGUGGUAGACAUCAUAAUAUAUCACCUCCCUAUGAUGAGUUCGUAGGAUCUCUACCGACAGCUUCACCGUCCAUGUACAGCGAGUUUAAUGUCGUAUUAGACGAUGGAACACUUCAAAAAAGAACAGUCUCUUUAUCUACUUUACCCGAUGAUCUGGGUGAAGUGUCGGGUGUGGAAGAUAACGAUGAAGAUGACGAAGAUCCACCCGAUAUCCAUGAUAAUCCCGAUGAAAAGCUUAAACGAACCAGUCAGGAAACACUGGAUACAACACCACUUUUACAAGAUCAAAAGAAGAAAUCGUAUGCAAGUAUAGCAUCAUUGCAGCAUUAUGAUAUCGAUUCUACCACAUCCAAUGAAGAAACAGAUUCAGAUAACUCUUCUCCACACCCCUUUAAAAGAAACCGUUAUAAAAAACUACCCGACCCACAACACCCGUCUUCAUUAAAAAUGAAACCUUCCCUUUGGAGUCGAUUGAAAUCAUCGGUUGAAUUAACACCUCAACAUCGUCUGGUACUCAAGUGUAGCUUUGCUUAUAUCCUCGGUUGUCUCUUCACGUUUGUCCCUCAACUCAACGCUCUCAUCGGUUACAACCAUGUCUCCAGUCAUCUUGUAGCCACCGCCACCGUCUUCUUCAACCCUGCCAAAUCCUUGGGGGGUAUGGUCGAAGCCGCUCUUUACGGUUGGGGUUAUACCCUUUUCGCUCUUCUCGUCUGUAUCGGUUCUAUGGCCACCACAGAUUAUUUCGUAGACAAGGAUUUAUUCACCGUAGCUCAUGUUAUCUCUUUGGGUUUUUGGCUCGCUGGAUCCACUUUUACUGUCGCCUUUUUGAAAGCUCAUUGGAAUAAACCUCCCGUGGCUACAGCAUCCAGCUUAUGUUUCAUCAUUAUUUUUAUCAUUGUGGUGCGUGAAGGUUCUGCCAAUCGAGGUGAUUUCGAUACUACGCGCAUACAACAAAUCACCACCGCCGUUGCCACAGGCACACUGAUCACUGUCUCCUGUUGCGUCUUGUUUUGGCCCAUCUCCGCCAGUAAAAAGCUAAAAAAAGAUCUUGAAGCAACACUCAUGUCGUACAAGGUACUUUUGAAACUCUUGACCAAAACUUUUUUACUGGAUGAUGAUCUUCCCGAAUUCACCGCCAAUAACUCCUUACAAACCGCCAUUGAUUCACAUCGUGCUAGUUUUGUUUCAUUACAAAAAUCCCUCAGUGAAGCUAAACUCGAGGUCUUUUGGAGUGACGAAAUUCGGGGUUGUACUCAUGAAUAUGAUGCACUUGUCAAAAGUAUGCAACGUUUAGCUCAAUCGGUCGGUGGUCUUCGAAGUAGUUGUGGACUUCAAUUUGAGUUACUCCAACAAGACCUUCCCUCCAGAAAAUCAAGAGGUCACGUCCAAAAAAACAAAAAGAAAGAAACCUGGAACAUUCGAGCCGAUCAUCAUCGUCUCAAACUCGAAGGGGAAAUGAAACGUCAAAGACAACAUCAUCAGGCAGACGAAGACCCUUACGCUCAAUUACCCAAUCAUCAUAGUCAUGGGGACAACGAUCCUAAGGAUGGCACACUGAUCGAGUUUAUUCAUACCAUUCGACAACCCUUAAAAUCACUCGCCUACACCUGCAAACAAACCAUCUUACAUCUCCAAGUUGGUUUCUCCGAUAAACCACGCACCGGUCCCGCAGAUGAAACUCUCAAGGCAAACCUCAUCAAGGCCAUCGCUCUCUUUGAGGUAUCACAACGUCAAGCCGUCAAAAGACUGAACCGUCAUCGUCGUCAAGUUCAUUCUACAGAAGGUUACGCUCCCAAAGAAGAUGUCUUUCUCGUUUAUUUUUUCGUCUUUAAUAUGAUUGAAUUCGCUAGAGAACUCAUUUGUCUCGUAGAAUCCGUACAAGCCCUCUCCCUUGCCAAAGAGAAAAGGCAAUCUGUCUUGGCCCUUUUCACCCACGCCUUCUUUUUAAAACCUUGGUCACAUCUUCAAGCAAACUCAACAACAACAAAGGCCAACACAUUUGUACCCAAUGAAAGGCACAAGAUGGAUACCUUACAUACUCCCGUCCCAAAGACAAAAUGGAGACAAAUCGUUCUCAAGCUUUGGAGAACAUUCUCCCUUUUUAAACUUCAAAAAAUGCGUUAUGCUACCAAGGCAACACUUGCCGUCGUUAUCUUGGCCAUACCCGCUUUUCUUCAAUCAACAGGUCUUUGGUUUCGUAAUUGGCGUAUGGAAUGGGCCUUGAUUACCUUGAUGGUUGUGAUGACACCCACAGUGGGUGGUACAAAUCUAGUAGCCAUCUACCGUAUUUACUCAACCACCCUAGGUUGUUUUGUAGCCAUGUGUCUCUAUUUACUCUUUCCCGAUAAUAUGUAUCUUCUCAUCCUCUGUACCUGGCUUUUCUCCAUUCCUAACUUUUGGAUUAUCUUACAUCACAAACACGGUAAAUUCGGUCAAUUCACCUUACUCGCCUACAAUCUCGUCAUGCUCAACAAGUACAAUGACAGAGAAACCCAUCGCAUCGAAGUCACUCAUUUAGCCUUACAACGUUGUCUCUCCAUUUUCGCUGGCGUCAUCUUUGGUCUCUUCGCCACCGCCUAUGUCUGGCCCUAUGAAGCCCGUGUGGAAUUACGUAAAGGUCUAUCGGAUUUCUUACUUCGUUUAGCUUGGCUCUACCAAAAGCUCGUGUCCGUCUAUUCCGAACGUCCAGAUUCAGACCUCAUGAUUCCCAAUGAUGACUCGCAGGUAGAUCGUACACGAUCGAAACGACAACAAACAAGUCAAGUCUUGAUGGACAUCGAAUUAGGCCUUCAACGCACCUUACUUGAACUCUCCGAUCUUUUAAAACAAACUCCCAAUGAACCCAGACUGAAAGGUGCUUUCCCCGUAGAUACCUAUAGUAAAAUACUCGCUUCCUGUCAAAAUAUCACCGAUAAAUUCGCUUCCAUGCGUACCGUCAUUCUCAAGGACGCUUGGUUUGAAGACGUUCAAGCAGAUUUCAUUGUACCCGUCAGUCAAGAACGCAAAGAAAUGGUCGGUAACGUCUUGCUUUAUUUUUAUAUACUCGCUUCCGCCAUGCAUCUCAAAACUCCUUUACCCCCUUAUUUACCACCGGCUCGCAAGGCUUGGGAAUCUCUCAUCCUACGUUUACGUCAAUUACCCGUCGUUCAAUCCAAGCAGUUACUCGAAAAGGAUCAUGUCUAUUUGUUUUAUUAUGCCUAUGUCACCGUCUUGGAAGACAUCAUUCGUGAAUUGGAUAAGCUUGGAGGAAACAUGACUUUAUUGUUCGGAGCCAUUGUUCCUGAAGAUCAAUGGGAGAGUUUAUUUGAAGUAUGGGAUGUCGAACAUCACACUAAAGCAGUAGCCCUGUGAACGGAUGCAUAAACAAUAAAAAUUGUAAAUUUUUUUGAAAAAAAAAAAAAAAA